Molecule: messenger RNA, 2805 nt
Organism: Parastagonospora nodorum SN15
Lineage: Eukaryota; Fungi; Ascomycota; Dothideomycetes; Pleosporales; Phaeosphaeriaceae
Exons: 2
Coding region: 1-2805 (934 amino acids)
Molecular function (GO): metal ion binding
Source: RefSeq, a predicted model, not a curated record
AUGGAGCGCCCCGCCACCACCUAUCGCUCUCCAUUUCUGGACGCGGACGCCGACUCGGACACUUCCGAGGCAGCACCUCGUGUUGACCCUCCAGUCACCCGCUCAUCCAUAGCCAUCGCCUCCGAACCUGCAGCUGAAGCCGAAAAUGCUUCUGCAUCCACCCAGACCACGACUGUCAAGAGGAAGAGAGCAGCCCUAGAACACGACAUCAUGGGCGACGAUUGGGAAGAAACCGUCACGCCGCGCAAAAAGAGCUCCAAGAGAGCCAAGAAGCCUUGCCUCCACGAGCCUGAAAAGCAUGCGAGCGAGGAGCUGCCUAGGGUCGAGACUGAGACCCAAAUCACGCCAGAGAAGAAGUCAGACUCGGAGACACACUCCGCCGAACUCGAAAAGCGUCACCAGAAAGAAAUGAUCGAGAGAGACAUGGAGGUCAUUGCCCUGAGAGCGCGCCUCAAUCAUGAUCUCGUUACAAUGGUUGACAAGCCCGAAAGCCAAAUCACCAUCGAGCGGCUGAGGGCUGAGCGUGAGGCCACAAAGAAGGCACAUGAAGAGGAAUCCGCUCGUCUUACGGAAGAUCACGAGAAGGAGAUCGCUGAUUUGAAGGCCAAGCACGCUUCCGACCUUCAAAGCAAAGCCAAGGAAGAGCGCAAGACUGAGCAGGAAGCAGCCAAGCUUCAAUCAAGCAUUGCCGCGCAGGAGAAGGCGAAAGUUAUCAGGCGCAACGGACUGCUCGCAGUCGUCUUGAACGCGCACCACGGAUAUCAAGAUGCUCUACAACCGACAGCGAGAUGGCACCAUUGCCCAAGCCAAGGACUCAGCAAGGUCUUUUCGGUGCAGGAGUGCGUCGACGGCUUGACUACCCUCUGGGCUGAGCAAGGCGCCCUGAUCACACGCCUUCUUCCCCACGAGCUCUCCAACGACCACGACUUUGCUCUCGAAUUCGAGGCACAAACGAUCGUUAGGGCCCAGGCCUGGAUGCAGUCUUUGGAACUUCGUAGUGCACCGCAAGAGCUUUUGCAGACGGGCUGGAGCUUAUCAGCACUUCAUCGCCUGAUGUGCGGCCUCUUUCCCUACCAUGAAACCGACAUGACCACCCUUUAUACCGCCGUGGUCGAUGUUCACCGCAUUCUGCAGGAAGCGACAGCAUACAUGCAAGGCGGAUAUGCCCCUACCAUGCUACCCAUCCCCAGCCAGCACAUGGUAGCCACGACUGGUCCUCUUGCAAGCCCACUACCCAGGACUACCCACGACCAGCAAUUCUUUCCGCCGCCGCAGCAGCAGCAGUAUCGGAUUGCUGCCUCAGCUCAGGAGAUGCCAUCUCAACAGCAACAUGUUCCUUCAGUCCAAGUCAUUCAGCCGACACCCACCAUGCCGCUCGCGAACACGGACUUUCAGCAGUCGUCCAAUCAAGGAGUCAGCUUCUCAAACCCCGGAACCAACACUGGCGGCCAAGAAAUGAGCGCAAGCAUGGACGAUGUUGAGCCGAGCUUCCCCAACGCACCUGUGGGCCAGUGUGUUCCUCAGAACGUCCCUUCCUUUUCAGCCAACGCCGCUCCACCAGCUCAGUCGGCCCGCCUAUCGUACCAGCCAAAGGCAUGCCAUAACAUGAGAGAUCGGGGUCAAUGCUUCCGUGGGGAGACAUGCAAAUUCAGCCACGACCCUGAGAUCAUCAUAGCAGCACACGGCGAAGGAACCGGCGUAGAGGCAAUGCAAGAUGUCGACAAUAGACAGCUAGUUCCUCCUGCUACUACUGCUGCUACCACCGACGACUGGCGAGCAGUCAUCCCGUGCAGAUGGGUAACCCGAUUUGGCACCUGCAGAACAGCUGAUUGCGGCUUCAUGCAUCCUGCUGGGACCCACGAACCCGGCAAUUCCACCGCGAGCAGCGGCGCGCAACAGUGCAAGACCGAGGAGAGACACGGACGUUGUAAGAACCGAACAUGCAACUUUGUUCAUCAGGGCCCUCACGGACUGCUUGCACCACCUGGAGGUGAUAUGCCCAUGGCGGAAGAUACCAUGUCCAAUGCCGGCUUCCAGAUCCAGGGUUCUUCUGACCAGCAAUGCCAAAUGGAACAAUGCAAUGGGUAUUGCAACAGGAAGAAAUGCAACUACACCCAUCAGAAGGCCCAUGGACCUCAGGAUAGCGGUCCCGCUCAGUCGAUCAACCCGUUCACUAGAGCGUCAUUCGCAUCGCGCAUCACUUUUGAUAACAACGACCAGCCUACACGAGGCGUGCAAUUCGCCACAAAUCCACCGACAGGUCCGCGUGCGCAUGGUGGAAUUGUCGCAUCGCGAAUGACAAACGACAACAACGUCCGAUUUGCGCCCAAUGCGCCCAUAAAUUCGCGCCCACAGGGUGGAAGUCUGGAGUCGCGCAUGACGUUCCCCACAGGUCCUGUCUCACACCGCGGUAACAGAAAUGCUCGUCCAGAGCAGCAACUCUACAACCCGCGGAUGAGCCCAGCCGCCGAUUCUUUCACACUCGGAAACCGUGGUGGUCAACAGCACGGCGGACGCGGUGGCCGUGGUGGCCGUGGACGAGGCAAUUUCAGCGGCCAUAAUGUCUUCCAGAAUGGCCAGGGGCAAGGUCCGCAAAACAGCAUGAACCUAUUCCAGGGCGGCGGGCAGGAUGGUAUCUCAUCCCAGAACAGCGGUAGAGGAAGGAACAACAACCACAAAGGACGUGGUGCGCGAGGCGGCAGUGGACGCGGACGGGGUGGCGGUGGUGCUGCUGCUGGAUUCGGAGGAUCAGUGCCGCAGGGAGGUGGUGGAGGAGGGAUGUUUGGAACUGGAUUUGGCAUGUGA